Messenger RNA from Clupea harengus (Atlantic herring), 3369 nucleotides. RefSeq names its product acyl-coenzyme A thioesterase 1-like. Gene Ontology annotation, molecular function: fatty acyl-CoA hydrolase activity. The record is from RefSeq and is a predicted model, not a curated record. Gene Ontology annotation, biological process: acyl-CoA metabolic process; fatty acid metabolic process. Lineage: Eukaryota; Metazoa; Chordata; Actinopteri; Clupeiformes; Clupeidae.
UUUCACUGAAUGAUGUAGGGCCUUAAAUAUAGGCUUGGUGAAUGCACUUGUAUAGAUUCGCUUGAGUGUGUAUGUAAUUGUAAUGACAUUUACUUUUACUAACAGGUGGUGUGGUAAAUAGAUAUUUAGUAGGUUGUUUCUGCCUUUCUGUCUUAUGUUUUCAGUAAUUCCCCCAAAAGCCAGGUCACUUCAUGAGUGUGUACUCAGUUGAGCACUGCUGUACUAUACAGAGACUGACACAGACAUUCUAAAUGUUAUUCUAGAUUUCUGCAAAGGGUUCUCUCGGACCUAAGGGUACCUUCAAUAGAGAUUUACCUGUUUAAAGCCAAACUCAGUCUUGGUGAUACAUUAGUCUGUCUGGAGAAGCACACCUAACUUUGUAAGAGCAGGGACCACAGGCCCAAUCAACUGGGCAACCAUUGACACUGCACAGUGCCUACAGAUAGAGCAGUUCUGGUGUGAGAGGCAACAGACCAGUCAAUUCCAACUAAGCCAUUGACUAAGACAUGGACAUUAACUAUUUAAAUUUAUUAAAUAUAUUAUAGUGUUUUCUGAUGGCACUUCUCCUGUACCAGGAUUUUUCAUAAUUAUGUAUUCAUUUUAACAAAAUCGCUUUGACUUAAAACAUAAACCUCUGCACAAAGAAAUAUGUCUAUUAUGCUUUAAUGCACUUUCAUAUCUAUGGAGGCCGUAUGAAAGUUACAAGAGUGAAGAUUGGUUUCCAGUGAACAAUAUCUCUGUCCUGGGAAUGAAUCUACAAAGAGUUCAGCGUGUGGUGCUCAAAAAUAAAGGUAUCACAAUGUUGGGUGAUGCAGGUGUUUGAAAAUUUGGACAGUGAAAUAAUAAAUAGAUAAAGCAAGCUACCUUUUAUGUUGUUGGGUUGAUGACUAGCAGUUCCUUAAAUCAACAUACACCCGGAAGAUUCUUUUUUCUUGUGCAUAUGAAUCAAUUAUGUUUUAAUGGUAACGCUUCUAGCAAGCCUAGUGUCUAGCAUGCCUCUUACAUAGCCGGUGUUGGCAUGUUACCACAAUGUUGCUGUAAUAUAACUGACCUUGUACAUGAGAAAAACAUAAUGAAGGACAUCCUGUAGACUUGAUAAGAAUUCAAACGGAUUGCAAUGAAGAAUUCAGGAAAGGGAAGUUGAAUUUCUGAAAUCAGGACACUGUUAUGGGGUGGCCUUAUUUAUUUCCUUAAACAUAACUGAAUAUAUUUUGCUUAAUUAACUGCCUGUUUCAGCAAAAUAGUCAAUAUCCAGAUGUCACAUGCUAUCAUAACUCAAUUCUCGUCACUAAGGUUGUCAUUAGGCCUUUACAGUUUCCAAAAAUGUUCUUCAGUUGUUUAGGUAGAUGUGUACUGUGCUUUUGCUGUCAACAAUUUGGUUUGAUUUUUAAGGUGGUGAUCAUAAAGAUAGGCAAUUAUAGGCAAACAUACAUGUAAAAAAUUUUUAAAUGUAUGAGGUGUUCUAAUAUUUAAUAUGUCACAUUAACCCAGUAGCCCAACACCUCGAACUACCCUGGAAAACCUAACCGACCUAAUUGUCUCAUCGAAUUAUCGGUGUAAUUACUAUAUACACUUUUUGUGGAUAAAUAUGUAGGCCUUGGAGAAAUAUUUGCUGGGGAAUUUGAAAAUACAAUAGCUGCUGCCAUUCCUAACCAAAACACACGGCGGCGCUAAUAAAACUGUUUUAACUCUGGUGGAACUGCACGCGAAGAAGAGUGAAAAUAAAAAAGAAUGACUUUUUUGAAGAGGAGUGUUUGGACACUGUAUUGGAAAGGUAUAGUGGCAAAGUUGAGUUUGGACUCGAGGGUGGCCUUACAACUUUCACCCGGGCCAUGCCGUUAUUUUGACGAGCCUGUUGACGUGAAGGUCACGGGACUUCCCCCUGAACAAUAUGUUGAGGUGCGAUCCAAACUUAUAGACAGUAGAAACGUUUCCUUCGAGGCCUUGGCCACUUUUUGUUCUGACAAAAAUGGACAUAUUGACUUGGCGAGAUGUCCUUCGUUGGGUGGCAGCUACAGUGGAAUUGAGGCGAUGGGACUGUUUACUUCGAUGAGACCAUUGGUUCCACACAGUAGGCUAACCAAGAGGGAUGUGUCGACGCCGCUGUCAGUUGACAUAGAGGUGACGUGCAAUGGACUGGUCGUUGCCAAAGACACCGUCCAGAGGCGAUUUCUGGGAGAUGGUGUGCAGAAAGUUCCCUUGGAAGGUGGCAGUAUAAGGGGUUCACUGUUUCUGCCACCUGGACCUGGUCCCUCCCCUGCCAUUCUGGAUGUGCCUCACUAUGGUGGUGCUUUGACAGAACUACGAGCAAGCUUGCUAGCCAAUAAAGGUUAUGUUGUCAUGGCUUUGGCAUAUCGUGGUUAUCAGGAUUUGCCUAAAGUCAUGGAUAAACUUGACCUGGAGUACUUUGAGGAAGCUGUGACAUUCUUGCGGGCUCACCCCAAGGUAAAGGGACCAGGCAUAGGGAUCCUCUCCAUCUCCAAGGGUGGGGAUCUAGCCCUUGCAAUGUCAGCAUUCCUUCCUGGGGUCUCCGCAACUGUCUUCAUCAAUGGCUGCAACGCUAACACUGUGUUUCCCCUUCACUGUAAAGGCACAGUGAUCCCUCCUCUCAACAUUGACACAGACAAAAUAAUCUUCAGAAAGGAUGGACUUCUGGAUAUAAGGGAUGCUCUUCUAGAUCCCAUGAUGGAAGAGAACCAGGCCUCUGUGAUUCCCAUUGAGCGUGCAAACUGCCACUUCAUGUUUGUGGCGUCUGAAGACGACAGGAACUGGAACAGUGUUUUAUUCAGCGAACAGGCUGCUCAACGGCUUCGAGAUCAUGGGAAAGAGAACUUUGAGGUGGUGAGAUACCCGAAGGCAGGUCACUUCCUGGAUGUUCCCUACAUGCCCCACUGCCCCAGCAGUUUCCACCCAGUAGUGGGCACAGUAGUGGUGAUGGGAGGGGAGCCUAAAGCUCAUGCUGAGGCCCAGGUUGAUCUGUGGAAGAGGGUCCAGGAGUUUUUCAGGAAGCAUUUAAACAGUGAUCAUUCCAGUUUUAAAGCCAUGCUGUAGUGUGUUUUAGAAUGUGUACAAGUUAGUCUGUCCAUUGGAAGAGGGUCCAGGAGUUUUUCAGGAGGCAUCUAUGGUGAACACACUAAUCAUAAAAUCAUGCAGUGUAUCUGCAGAAUUGUCAUGACUUCGAAAUCAGGGCAGGCUUGUGUGCCAGAGUAGAUUAAUCUGUGCUUGUGUAUCAAAUUCAGAUACAACACCAUAAUAAUCAGGAUUUCCUGUUCUUUUGUCCUGAGGGGUUGAACUGAGUCAUAUUUCACCUUUAACCUAAUCAAACCCUUUAAUCUGAACCUAUUAAUAAAUAAUUGAGUGAUGUGUGCA